Messenger RNA from Caretta caretta (loggerhead turtle), 855 nucleotides. NCBI's taxonomy places the organism in Eukaryota, Metazoa, Chordata, Testudines, Cheloniidae. The record is from RefSeq and is a predicted model, not a curated record.
CGGCUGCCCUCAGUCUGCUGCGUCGGCCCGGCCAGCAGCAGCCCGAGGAGGAGGCUCCGCGCCGCCCGCCCCCCCGGCCCGGCCAUGGCCUCCCUGCUCUGCUGCGGGCCCAAGCUGGCCGCCUGCGGCAUCGUGCUCAGCGCCUGGGGCGUCAUCAUGCUGAUUCUCCUGGGGAUCUUCUUCAACGUGCACUCGGCGGUCCUCAUAGAAGACGUUCCCUUCACGGAGGAAGAUUUCAAGGGCGGCCCGGAGAAGAUCCACCACCUCUACGAGCAAGUCAGCUACAACUGCUUCAUCGCGGCCGGGCUCUACGUGCUGCUCGGGGGCUUCUCCUUCUGCCAGGUCCGGCUGAACAAGCGCAAGGAGUACAUGGUGCGCUAGGCGGGGCGGCCGCCCCCCGCCCCGGACCCCGCCGGGACCCUCUAUUUAUUACAGCUCCUCCCUGGUGCCCCUGGGCUUGGGAGUCGCCCUGCUGGUGGGGGCUGUGCCUGGGGGCUGUGCCUGGGCCCUGCCUCCCCCCAUCCUCCCCCGUGUGUGGCAGGCUCUGGGCUGGGGGGGGGGGUGUGUGUCACUUUCUGUGCCCCCCAGUGUGGAGUGCCCCCUUUGUCUCACUUUCAAAAUCCCACCCUCCGUUGUUGUCCAUCCCCUUCCCCAUCUCUCCAGCUAGGGGUGGGGGGGUCGGUAGCCGCUGAGAUGGGUGAGAUGCUGAGAUGGGUGAGAUGGGUCUGAUGGGGUGGGGGGGUGGCGUGUCCUGCAGAGAACACCCCCCCCCCCCCCCCCAGCCGGGUCGCGAUCUGUGUCCCUUUGUGUCCAGUCUGGAAUUGGUUCCUGCCCAAUAAAACACGUUGGAUCCCC